Molecule: messenger RNA, 4666 nt
Organism: Aspergillus ochraceoroseus IBT 24754
Lineage: Eukaryota; Fungi; Ascomycota; Eurotiomycetes; Eurotiales; Aspergillaceae
Product: clathrin heavy chain
Exons: 2
Coding region: 106-4635 (1509 amino acids)
Biological process (GO): intracellular protein transport; receptor-mediated endocytosis; Golgi to endosome transport
Cellular component (GO): clathrin coat of trans-Golgi network vesicle; clathrin coat of coated pit; actin cortical patch
Molecular function (GO): structural molecule activity; clathrin light chain binding
Source: RefSeq, a predicted model, not a curated record
GUUCGGCAAAAACUCAAUGAGGAGGACAAGCCUCAAGUCAUAAUCAUCAACCUCAAGAAUAACAAUGAAGUCAUCAAGCGACCCAUCAACGCGGAUAGUGCGAUUAUGCACUGGACCCGCAACAUCAUCGCUCUCAAGGCCCAGGGCCGCACAAUUCAGAUCUUUGACCUGUCUGCGAAGCAGAAGCUGAAGUCUGCUGUGAUGAAUGAGGAUGUCGUUUACUGGAAGUGGUUCAGUGACAAGUGUUUGGGUAUGGUUACAGAGACAUCUGUUUACCACUGGGAUGUUUUCGACCCAACUCAGUCUCAGCCGCUCAAGAUCUUCGACCGACUUCCAAAUCUUAGCGGUUGCCAAAUAAUCAACUACCGCGUCAACGAUGAGGAGAAAUGGAUGGUCGUUGUCGGUAUCAGUCAACAACAAGGGCGAGUAGUAGGUUCCAUGCAGUUAUACUCAAAGGAACGUGGGAUAUCGCAGUUCAUUGAAGGUCAUGCGGCCGCUUUUGCUUCCAUUAGAGUCGAGGGCUCGCCCUUGGAGCAUAAGCUCUUCACAUUUGCUGUGCGGACGCAGACUGGUGCUAAGCUGCAGAUUGCUGAAAUUGACCACCAAGAACCAAAUCCCAGGUUCCAGAAGAAGGCCGUGGAGGUUUAUUUCCCUCAAGAAGCAGUGAACGACUUCCCUGUCGCAAUGCAGGUAUCCCAAAAGUACGACAUUGUUUACCUGGUCACAAAGUAUGGUUUCAUUCACCUUUAUGACCUUGAAACCGGCACCUGCAUCUUCAUGAACCGGAUUUCGAGCGAGACAAUCUUCACCACUGCUCCGGAUACCGAAUCCGCCGGCCUCGUCGGUGUCAACCGUAAAGGUCAAGUUCUGAGCGUCAGUGUCGAUGAGAAUACUAUUAUUCAGUACUUGAUGGAAAACCCCGCCAUGUCUGGCCUUGCCGUGAAGCUGGCCUCGAAGGCUGGACUCCCUGGUGCUGAUCACCUGUACCAGCAGCAGUUCGACAAUUUACUCGCGCAAGGCAACUACUCGGAAGCCGCCAAGAUUGCUGCAAAUUCGCCACGUGGAUUCCUUCGGACACCGGAGACCAUCAACCGCUUCAAGAAUGCCCCCCAGACAGGUCAGAUGUCUGUUAUCCUACAGUACUUUGGCAUGCUUUUGGAUAAGGGAAGCUUGAACAAAUAUGAGAGUGUUGAGCUUGUUCGCCCUGUCUUGCAACAGAACAGGAAGCACCUGCUGGAGAAGUGGAUGCGUGAGAAUAAACUGGAGGGUUCUGAAGAGCUUGGAGAUAUUGUUCGACCCUACGAUAUGAAUCUGGCUCUGAGCAUCUAUCUCCAAGCUAAUGUCCCCCACAAAGUCAUUGCUGGAUUCGCGGAGACGGGCCAAUUCGACAAGAUUCUCGCAUACUCUAAGCAGGUUGGAUACCAGCCAGAUUACACCCAGCUUCUUCAGCACGUCGUGCGUGUGAACCCCGAGAAAGGUGCCGAAUUUGCCACCCAGCUUGCCAAUGAGGAAUCCGGAGCUCUCAUUGACCUGGAUCGUGUUGUGGAUGUGUUCUUGUCCCAGAACAUGGUUCAGCAGGCAACAUCUUUCUUGUUGGAUGCUCUGAAGGAUAAUAAGCCCGAGCAUGGUCAUCUCCAGACCCGUCUGCUCGAGAUGAACUUGGUCAACGCCCCCCAAGUUGCCGAUGCUAUCCUUGGUAACGAGAUCUUCACACACUAUGAUCGCCCUCGCGUUUCUCAGCUUUGCGAGAAUGCGGGUCUCAUUCAACGUGCUCUCGAGAAUACUGACGAUCCCGCUGUUAUCAAGCGAAACAUCGUGCAGACUGACAAGCUAAGCGCAGAAUGGUUGAUGGAAUACUUCGGCCGCCUCUCCGUCGAGCAGACCUUGGAUUGCAUGGACACGAUGCUCGAGGCGAACAUUCGCCAGAACCUGCAGGCUGUUGUCCAGACUUGCACCAAGUUUUCUGAUCUCUUGGGACCCAGCCGCCUCAUUAGCCUUCUAGAGAAGUACCGUACUGCCGAAGGCCUUUACUAUUACCUUGGAAGCAUUGUUAACCUGAGUGAGGACCCCGAGGUUCACUUCAAGUACAUUGAAGCUGCUACUACCAUGGGCCAAAUUACGGAGGUUGAGAGGAUCUGUCGCGAGAGCAAUUAUUACAACCCCGAGAAGGUCAAGAACUUCCUGAAAGAGGCUCGCUUGACUGAACAAUUGCCCCUUAUCAUCGUCUGUGACCGCUUCAACUUCAUCCAUGACCUCGUUCUAUACCUUUACCAGAACCAGCAAUACAAAUCUAUUGAGGUCUACGUGCAACGAGUCAACCCCUCGCGCACCCCGGCUGUUGUUGGAGGAUUACUCGACGUUGACUGUGACGAGAGCAUUAUCAAGAAUCUUCUCUCUACCGUUGAUCCGUCUGUGAUUCCCAUCGAUGAAUUGGUAUCGGAAGUAGAGAGCCGCAACAGGCUGAAGCUGCUCCUCCCUUUCCUCGAGGCAACACUUGCCGCUGGCAACCAGCAGCAGGCUGUUUACAAUGCUCUUGCAAAGAUCUAUAUUGAUAGCAACAACAACCCUGAGAAGUUCUUGAAGGAGAACGAUCUGUAUGAUACCCUGGUUGUCGGAAAGUACUGCGAGAAACGUGAUCCCAACCUCGCUUAUAUCGCCUACCGGAAGGGGCAGAAUGAUCUGGAGCUCAUCAAUAUCACCAAUGAAAACGCAAUGUAUCGGGCACAGGGUCGCUACCUUGUUGAAAGGGCAGAUUCCGAAAUCUGGUCGUUUGUUUUGAGCGAAAAUAACAUGCACCGACGCUCUCUCGUGGAUCAGGUCAUCGCAACCGCCGUUCCGGAAUCGACCGAACCUGAUAAGGUGUCUGUUGCUGUCAAGGCUUUCCUCGAAGCCGAUCUCCCUGGUGACUUGAUUGAGCUCCUGGAAAAGAUCAUCCUCGAGCCCUCACCUUUCAGUGACAACGGUAGCCUGCAGAAUCUCUUGAUGCUUACCGCUGCAAAGGCUGACAAGGGACGCCUUAUGGAUUAUAUCCAUAAACUUAAUGAGUUCAGCCCAGAUGAGAUUGCCGAGAUGUGUAUCUCAGUCGGUCUCUACGAGGAGGCCUUUGAAAUCUACAAGAAAGUGAACAACUACAUUGCCGCCGUCAAUGUCCUGGUUGAGAACAUUGUUAGCAUUGACCGUGCUCAGGAAUUUGCUGAGCGUAUUGAGUUGCCUGAUGUGUGGAGCAAGGUUGCUAAGGCUCAAUUGGAUGGUCUUCGUGUAUCUGAUUCGAUUGAUUCAUAUAUCCGUGCUGGGGAUCCAUCCAAUUACAACGAGGUCAUUGAAACCGCAACACAUGCUGGAAAGGAUGAGGAUCUCGUCAAGUAUUUGAUGAUGGCGCGUAAGACCUUGAGGGAACCAGCUAUCGAUACUGGCCUUGCCUUCUGCUACGCUCGUCUGGACCAGCUUGCGGAAUUGGAGGACUUCCUGCGGUCGACCAACGUUGCCGAUAUUGAAGCUUCUGGUGAUAAGGCUUACGAAGAGGGUUACCACCAAGCGGCAAAGAUCUUUUACACCAGCAUCUCCAACUGGGCUAAACUGGCAACUACUCUGGUGCACCUGGAAGACUAUCAGGCGGCGGUCGAAUGUGCUCGCAAAGCAAACAGCGUUAAGGUUUGGAAGCAGGUCAACCAGGCCUGCGUUGACAAGAAAGAAUUCCGUCUUGCUCAGAUCUGUGGUCUCAACCUCAUUGUCCACGCCGAAGAACUCCAGGACCUUGUCCGCCAGUACGAGCGUAACGGGUACUUUGACGAGCUUAUUGCAGUUCUAGAGGCUGGUCUCGGUUUGGAGCGGGCUCACAUGGGCAUGUUUACCGAAUUGGGAAUUGCUCUUUCGAAGUACCACCCUGACCGGGUCAUGGAACACCUCAAGCUCUUCUGGUCUCGUAUUAACAUCCCUAAAAUGAUCCGAGCUUGCGAGGAGGCCACUCUGUGGCCUGAACUUGUUUUCUUGUACUGCCACUACGAUGAGUGGGACAAUGCUGCUCUCGCGAUGAUGGAACGUGCCGCCGAUGCUUGGGAGCACCAUUCGUUCAAGGAUAUCGUUGUUAAGGUUGCCAACUUGGAGAUUUACUACCGUGCGCUGAAUUUCUAUCUGCAAGAACAGCCUCUGCUCCUCACCGAUUUGCUCCAGGUUUUGACCUCCCGCAUCGAUGUUAACCGUGUUGUUCGUAUUUUCCAAACGUCGGAUAACAUCCCCUUGAUCAAGCCUUUCCUCUUGAAUGUCCAGUCACAAAACAAGAGGGCGGUCAACGAUGCGAUCAAUGACCUUUUGAUCGAGGAGGAAGACUACAAGACUCUACGUGAUUCUGUAGAUAACUACGACAACUUCGACGCUGUGGAACUUGCACAGCGCCUGGAGAAGCACGACCUUAUCUUUUUCCGUCAGAUCGCUGCAAACAUCUACCGCAACAACAAGCGCUGGGCUAAGUCGAUUGCGCUCUCUAAGCAAGACAAGUUGUACAAGGAUGCUAUCGAAACAGCUGCUAUAUCUAGCAAACCAGAAGUUGUGGAGGAGCUCCUUCGCUAUGUAAGUUUGGUGCAAACCUAUUGCCAACCCCGCCCUUUCUUAAACUGUCCAACGUGGAAUGCUUAUUAACUGUAAUACAGUUUGUCGAUAUCGGCAGCCG